CAGCCGGGGCUCUGAGCUGGUGGUCCAUGACCAGCUUCAGGAUGGGGAGAAGCCCUACAAGUGCUUGGCAUGUGGGAAGAGCUUCAGCCAGAGCUCAUUCCUGAUUCGCCACCAGAUGAUCCACACUGGGGAAUGGGCCUGCGAGUGUAGGGAAUGUGGGAAGGGCUUCAGCUGCAACUCCGAACUUGUCCGUCACCAGCGCAUCCACAGUGGGGAGAGGCCCUACGAGUGUCCUGAGUGUGGCAAGAGGUUUCGGAGGAGCUCCACUCUCCUCAUGCACCAGUGGAUUCACACAGAUGAGAGGCCCUUCUGCUGCCCUGAGUGUGGGGAGGGCUUCAAGCGCAACUUCACCCUUGUCAGGCACCGGCGCAUCCACACUGGGGAGAGGCCCUAUGAGUGUCCCCAAUGUGGGAAGAGCUUCACCCAGAGCUCCAGCCUCAUCCGCCACCAGAGGACUCACACUGGGGAACGUCCCUAUGAGUGUGGGGAAUGUGGGAUGACCUUCAGCUGGAGGUCCCAACUCAUCAUCCACCAGAUGAUCCACACUGGGGAGAGGCCCUAUGAGUGUCCUGAGUGUGGGAAGAGGUUUCAGACCAGCUCCAAUCUCCUCGUGCACCAGCAAAUUCACACAGAGGAGAGGCCCUUCCGCUGCCCUGAUUGCAGGAAGGGCUUCAAGCGAAACUUCCAGCUCAUCACCCACUGGCGCAUCCACACUGGGGAGAGGCCCUAUGAGUGUCCCCAGUGUGGGAAGAGCUUCUUCAGAAGCUCUCACUUGACCAGACACAAACGGGGGCACUGGUAAGGGAAUCCCUGCGAGUGCCCCAAGUGCAAGAAGAGCUUCAUGCCCUGCCCCAGCUCCAUCCCCCAUCAGAGGACCCACGUUGGGCAGAGCCCUAAUGACCCACAUUCCCAGUGAUCUGUGUUGGGAACACACUGUGCUGGUGGUCCUUUUGUUUUGGUUUCAGUUAUCUUUUGAUUCAUCUUCAUCCCUUUAAAACACAGAAAUAGUAGUAAAAAUAAACAAAGUCAUCGAAGGCAUCUAAAACCUCACAUUUUGUGGUGGUGUGUUUUUAAUAAGUUUGAGAUUUGUUGCACAAAUGGUUUGUUCUGUUUUGCCCUUUUGAUGUUGGUUUCUUCCAAGUUGUACCCUUCUCCCUAUGCCAUCAGUCAUUGUACACCAACCCCUUUCUCCAGUGCCUUCCUUGUCAGUCAUUGUGGCCCUACCUCUUUAUCCAGAUCCUUCCUUGUCAAUCUUACUCAGCACCAACCCUUUGUUCUACAAUCCUCCCUGUCAAUCACACUGUAUUUGAUGUUCCAUUGGAUUUUGUUAACUGUUCCUGCCCCCCAAGCUUUCCCAUUGGUUUAUGUAUUGUAAGCUCUGCCUUAAACUCCUCCCCUAAGGCUUCCCUAUUGGUUCAUUGUUUGUAUCCUCCUAUUACUCCUCC
This is a messenger RNA of Pseudopodoces humilis (Tibetan ground-tit), 1445 nucleotides long. RefSeq lists its product as uncharacterized. Lineage: Eukaryota; Metazoa; Chordata; Aves; Passeriformes; Paridae. The record is from RefSeq and is a predicted model, not a curated record.